Capra hircus (goat) is the source of this 3979-nucleotide messenger RNA. RefSeq names its product DNA methyltransferase 3 beta (gene DNMT3B). Bases 87 to 2597 code for a protein of 836 amino acids. Lineage: Eukaryota; Metazoa; Chordata; Mammalia; Artiodactyla; Bovidae. The transcript has 22 exons. The record is from RefSeq and is a predicted model, not a curated record. Gene Ontology annotation, biological process: negative regulation of transcription by RNA polymerase II. Gene Ontology annotation, cellular component: nucleus. Gene Ontology annotation, molecular function: DNA (cytosine-5-)-methyltransferase activity, acting on CpG substrates; DNA binding.
GCCGCCCGCCGGCCUCCCGCCCGCCUGUCCGAACCCGCGGCUCGACCCGCGGAGCCGCGCCCGAGCCAGGCUCUCGGCAGGAAACAAUGAAGGCAGACACCAGACAACUCAACGGAGAGGAGGACGCCAGCAGGAGGGAAGACUCCAUCCUCACCAACGGGGGCUGCAGCGACCAGUCUUCGGACUCCAAGGAUGCGCCCUCACCCCCGAUCCUGGAGGCCAUCGGCACCCCUGAGAUCCGAGGCCGCAGAUCAAGCUCACGACUGUCCAAGAGGGAGGUCUCCAGCCUGCUAAGUUAUACUCAGGACCUGACGGGUGAUGGAUAUGGUGAGGGAGAAGACGGGGAUGGCUCCGACACUCCAGUGAUGCCAAAGCUCUUCCGGGAAACCAGGACUCGGUCUGAAAGCCCAGCUGUCCGAACCCGAAAUAACAGCAGUACCUCCAACCGGGAGAGGCACAGGCCCUCCCCACGUUCCACCCGAGGCCGGCAGGGCCGCAGCCACGUGGACGAAUCCCCCGUGGAGUUCUCAACUACCAGGUCCCUGAGGCGAAGGACAGGAUCCUCUGCAGGCACGCCGUGGCCGUCCCCUGCCAGCCCCUACCUCACCAUCGACCUCACAGACGAGGAUGUGGUGCCGCAGGGCAGCAGCACGCCCUACGCCCGCCUGGCCCAGGACAGCCAGCAGGAGAGCAUGGAGUCCUCGCAGCUGGAUGUAGAGGGCAGAGAUGCAGACAGCACCGAGUAUCAGGAUGGGAAAGAGUUUGGAAUAGGAGAUCUUGUAUGGGGAAAGAUCAAGGGUUUCUCCUGGUGGCCUGCCAUGGUGGUGUCCUGGAAGGCCACCUCCAAGCGGCAGGCGAUGUCUGGCAUGCGGUGGGUCCAGUGGUUUGGUGAUGGCAAGUUCUCCGAGAUUCCAGCAGAUAAGUUGGUGGCAUUGGGAUUGUUCAGCCAGCACUUUAACCUGGCGACCUUCAAUAAGCUGGUCUCUUACAGGAAGGCCAUGUACCAUGCUCUGGAGAAAGCCAGGAUCCGGGCUGGCAAGACGUUCCCCAGCAGCCCUGGAGACUCGCUGGAAGAUCAGCUGAAGCCCAUGUUGGAGUGGGCCCAUGGAGGCUUUAAGCCCACAGGGGUCGAGGGUCUCAAACCUAACAACAAGCAACCAGAGAAUAAGACGCGGAGACGCACAGCUGACGACUCAGCCACCUCUGACUACUGCCCCCCACCCAAGCGCCUCAAGACAAAUUGUUAUAACAAUGGCAAAGACCGAGGAGAGGAGGACCAGAGUCGAGAACAAAUGGCUUCGGAUGUUGCCAGCAACAAAGGCAAUCUGGAAGAUAGCUGUUUGUCCUGUGGUAGGAAAAACCCCGUGUCCUUCCAUCCUCUGUUUGAGGGUGGGCUCUGCCAGACAUGCCGGGACCGCUUCCUCGAGCUCUUCUACAUGUACGACGACGACGGCUACCAGUCGUACUGCACCGUGUGCUGCGAGGGCCGUGAGCUGCUCCUGUGCAGCAACACGAGCUGCUGCCGGUGCUUCUGCGUGGAGUGCCUGGAGGCGCUGGUGGGCACAGGCACAGCGGCGGAGGCUAAGCUGCAAGAGCCCUGGAGUUGCUACAUGUGUCUCCCGCAGCGUUGCCACGGCAUCCUGCGGCGCCGCAAGGACUGGAGUGUGCGCCUGCAGGCCUUCUUCACCAGCGACCCCGGGCUCGAAUACGAAGCCCCCAAGUUAUACCCUGCGAUUCCUGCAAACCGAAGGCGGCCUAUUCGAGUCUUGUCGCUGUUUGAUGGAAUUGCAACAGGGUACUUGGUCCUCAAAGAACUGGGCAUCAAAGUGGAGAAAUACGUGGCCUCUGAAGUGUGUGAAGAGUCCAUUGCUGUUGGCACCGUUAAGCACGAGGGCAACAUCAAAUAUGUGAAUGACGUCAGGAAUAUCACAAAGAAAAACAUUGAAGAAUGGGGCCCGUUUGACUUGGUGAUUGGUGGAAGCCCAUGCAAUGAUCUCUCCAAUGUGAACCCUGCCAGGAAAGGCCUGUAUGAGGGCACAGGCCGGCUCUUCUUUGAGUUCUACCACCUGCUGAAUUACACUCGCCCCAAGGAGGGUGAAGACCGGCCUUUCUUCUGGAUGUUUGAGAACGUGGUGGCCAUGAAGGUCGGCGACAAGCGGGACAUCUCUCGGUUUUUGGAGUGUAACCCAGUGAUGAUUGAUGCCAUCAAAGUGUCUGCUGCUCACAGAGCCCGAUACUUCUGGGGCAACCUGCCCGGGAUGAACAGGCCUGUGAUAGCAUCCAAGAAUGAUAAACUCGAGCUGCAGGACUGCCUGGAGUUCAAUAGGACAGCAAAGUUAAAGAAAGUACAGACAAUAACCACCAAGUCGAACUCGAUCAGACAGGGGAAAAACCAACUUUUCCCUGUUGUCAUGAAUGGCAAAGAAGAUGUUUUGUGGUGCACUGAGCUAGAAAGGAUCUUCGGCUUCCCUGUACACUACACAGACGUCUCCAACAUGGGCCGUGUGGCCCGUCAGAAGCUGCUUGGGAGGUCCUGGAGCGUGCCUGUCAUCCGACACCUCUUCGCCCCCCUGAAGGACUACUUUGCCUGUGAAUAGUCCCCCAGGCACCAGGGCGUGUGGGCAGAGCCACAACCCAGCAGGUGCAGCCCGGCUCUGCCCUUGCCAGCCCAGCUGUGCUUGCGGGGUUGCGCCGAGUACCUCGUCGGGAGCAGAGCUGCCUGUCCCCUUCCUGGCCGGGGGACCCCGAGGUGCCACCUCCUUGUGCACAAUACAGACCUGGCCGCUCGGAGCGGCCAAACACGGUGCUCAUUUUAUCUUCUCCUAAAACUUUAAAACUUGAAAUAGAUAGUAAGAUGGCUUUUUUUCCCCUCCUUUCUGGGUUUACCGCUCAGAGAAACGAUGGCUAAGAUACCAAAACCACAGUGCCGACAGCUCUCCAAGACUCAGGUUAAUGCUGAAAAAUCACCCAAGACAGUUAUUGCAAGACUUUAAUUUUUUAAAAUGUCUGCGGCUCCUUGUUUCCAGGAGUGUGCAGCAGUAGACAGGUAGCUAAGGGACCUUUGAAGGGCCCAGUAUGGUUUUUUUCUAGGGCUAGCACAAGAGGACAUGAUGUCCAUGUCUGUCUCGUCGUCAUCCCCACCUGCCCCCCACCCCGCCCCCACCUCAGUGUAAAGGGCUGAGAUCUCUGGCCCAUUUAGAGUAUUUUCCACAAGGAUGAUGAUUUCAGCAGGGAUGACAUCAUCAUCACAUUCAGGGCUAUGUUUUUCCCAUAAAUCCAAGGGUAGGGCUACCCUUAGCUAAAUCCCUCCCAGUGACUGCAAUAGAACCCUCUGGAAACUCAGGAAGGGGUGGGCUGGGUUAUAAGCUGCCAUAUAUUGGUAUAGACAGGUAUGGCUUCUCACUGUGAGAGGAGAGGAGGAAGAAGCUUACGUAAGACCCUCCCCCCCACCCCACCCCACCCCGCAUGCCUCCAGGCUACUUUGCAGGCACAGGUCCCCAGGAUGACACCCCAUCUUCUCAGCCAGGGGCAGAAGCACAGUCCUCGCACUUUCCCCUUCUCUAAGAGACUGCAGGGGGAAAACUGCAAUAAAAGCUCAACCCUCCCUCCCUCCUGAGAUUUUAAAGUCCUUUUUUAUUCCACGAUAAAUCUUUUUUUUGUGGGGGGAGUGGGAGGUCAGACAAGCUGCAUUUCAGAAAUGCUGUCGUAAUGGUUUUUAACACCUUUUACUCUUACUGGUGCUAUUUUGUAGAAUAAGGAACAAUGUUGACAGGUUUUGUGGGAGGUUUUUUUAUACACUUUUUUUUUUAAAUCUCAGACUUCUAUUUUUGUUUAAACAUUUUCAUAUUUUUUUUUGUGACUGGAGCCACGUAACAAAUAUGGGGAAAAAUUGUGCCUUGUUUCAACAGUUUUGCUAAUUUUUAGGCUGAAAGAUGACAGAUGCCUAGAGUUUACUUUAUGUUGAAUUAAAAUCAGUAUU